Messenger RNA from Achroia grisella, 8463 nucleotides. It is a transcript of the gene Ten-m, whose product is annotated as teneurin-m. The record is from RefSeq and is a predicted model, not a curated record. The transcript is spliced from 19 exons. Lineage: Eukaryota; Metazoa; Arthropoda; Insecta; Lepidoptera; Pyralidae. Gene Ontology annotation, biological process: motor neuron axon guidance. The coding region runs from base 168 to 8135 and encodes 2655 amino acids.
AACACUUCCUUAAAAACUCCUUGUAACCUUAGCACCCGCCCUGACGUUGUGCAGUGACCGAGUGAGAACGCAUACGCUGUGAUUUGUUUUGAGUGUGACGUCAUUAGUGCGAGUUGUGAACGCAACAGAAGUGUGUUUUAGUGCACUAUGCGGUUGUUUGCAACGUUAUGAAUGGUCUCGAUCGCUGCUUCUUCGAUCAACGUGAGUCUCAGCAACAUGGGGAUGACUGCAGUUAUAGUUAUAUAAGCCUGGGCCGGCUGCACCCGUACGGCUCGGGCAGCGGCAGCGGAUCUAGCAACGGCAGCGGCCGCCGGCGUGCGCGUAGCCGAGGCUUGUCCGACUCGCCCACUGCGCCCACCACACCGACGUCGGCGUCCGACAACGCGUCCGACGCCACGCUCACAGAUUCUGAGUUGCCGCUCGCGAGAGACUCCACUCUUCUCGUGCAAAACGGCAUGCUGAGAUCUACUUACGACCGGCCAGAUCACGAACGUUGUCUUCUGGAGGGUUCCCGGUUACCGCCCGAUGUGCCACCCCGGAACCCAACAAUGUCUCGACUGAACGGCCGCAUCACGGGCAAUCCCGCUGACUUGGCCGACUUCGAACCCUCAUGUCUCGUGCGUACACCCUCGGGAAACUUCUAUGUGCCUUCAGGGGACAUACAAAAGAAUCCGUCAAUGGACUACAAGUCGAAUUCUUCGUGUAGUAGUCCAGGAAAACAAGAUAAAAGUACUUUAGAGAGAAUGGAGAGAAGCGACAGGUCUCAUCCGGCGUUUGGAGCGCCGGUUCCCGUCCUACCUGUUCGUAAUAAUCUCCGCGCCUCCCACUUUCCUCCCGCUGCCUCACGGUUCCACUUCAGAAAAGGCCUCUCUUCUAGAUGCUCGUGGAAGUGUACCGCUAUAGUGUUCAUAUUUCUCUCCGUACUUCUAGUUUCCAUUGGCUCUUACAUGUCAGCCACAUAUUUCGUCAACUUGCCAUAUCAGAAUUCAAAAACUUGUACAGUACUAGUCGGUGAAUCAACUGAAGUAUUUCCAGCGUCGAAGGCAACGACGCUUGAAUCUAGUAACAAAUCACUUACAAGACCACACCAGAACUCGCCUUCCUCAGGCUCAGGUGCGCGAACAUUCCCCGCGCAGUCUUUCCCGCCUGACGGGACGACGUUCAAACAAAUUACUUUAGGUGAAAAAUUAUCAAAAGAAAUCCCUCCAUAUAGUUAUUGGAACAUGCAAUUCUAUCAGUCAGAAGCUUCUUAUGUGAAAUUCGACUACAUGAUCCCACGAGGCGCUUCAAUUGGUGUCUACGCAAGACGGAACGCACUACCGACGCACACGCAGUACCAUAUAUUGGAAGUACUAAGUGGAUUUAAAGCAAGAAGUACAAGGGCAUCACAUCCUUCUGUUAAGAAAGAAGUAACACAUUACAUGGAACAAGGGCAUUGGUUUCUAUCAUUGUACAACGACGACGGCGAUCCUCAAGAAAUCGCUUUCGUGGCCUUGGUAGCUGAAGAUAUGACUCACAACUGUCCUAACGGUUGCUCAGGCAAAGGAGAGUGCCUUAUGGGACAUUGCCAAUGUCAACCUGGUUUUGGUGGAGAUGACUGUAGUGAAAGCGUAUGUCCAGUCUUGUGCAGUCAACGCGGUGAAUAUAUAAAUGGAGAAUGCCAAUGCAAUCCAGGGUGGAAAGGCAAAGAGUGUUCUUUGCGGCAUGAUGAAUGCGAAGUGCCUGACUGCAAUGGUCAUGGACAUUGCGUCAAUGGAAAAUGUUCAUGUGUACGAGGUUAUAAAGGCAAAUUCUGCAAAGACGUUGACUGUCCACACCCAACUUGUUCAGGGCACGGAUUCUGUAUCGAGGGUACUUGUGUGUGUAAAAAAGGCUGGAAGGGAUUGGAUUGUGCGACCAUGGAUAAGGACGCGUUACAAUGCCUGCCAGAUUGUUCUGGACAUGGAACAUUCGACGUUGACACGCAAACUUGCAGUUGCCAUGUUCGUUGGUCUGGAGAUGAUUGCUCGAAAGAGGUUUGCGAUUUAGACUGUGGUCCACAUGGAAGAUGUGUCGGUGAAUCUUGCGUUUGCGAUCCAGGCUGGACGGGAGAAUAUUGCACUUCAAAACUCUGCGAUGCUCGUUGUAGUGAUCAUGGACAAUGCAAAAAUGGGACUUGUCUAUGCGUAUCUGGGUGGAACGGACGACAUUGUACUUUAGAAGGAUGUCCACGAGGAUGCGCUGGUCAUGGUCAAUGUAGAGUAGCAAAUGAUGGGCAUUGGGAGUGUAAAUGCUUCGAUGGAUGGGAUGGUCCAGAUUGUACUACACUCAAAGAACAAGUCUGUGAUGAUUCUAAAGACAAUGACAAAGAUGGUUUAGUCGACUGUGAAGAUCCUGAAUGCUGUCAAAGUGCCGCUUGUAAAGGAAGUCAACUCUGCGUGUCCUCCCCAAAACCAACCGACAUUUUACUCCGUAAACAGCCACCAGCGAUUACUGCGUCAUUCUUCGAAAGAAUGAAAUUCCUUAUCGAUGAAGGAAGUCUCCAAAAUUACGCAAAGCAAGAGACCUUCAAUGAAAGCCGGUCAGCAGUCAUUAGAGGACGUGUGGUCACCUCCCUGGGGUCAGGUCUAGUCGGCGUGAGGGUUUCAACAUCUACUCCUCUCGAAGGCUUCACGCUGACAAGAGAAGAUGGCUGGUUCGACCUGCUCGUGAAUGGCGGAGGUGCUGUCACACUGCACUUUGGAAGAUCGCCUUUUAAGCGCUCCUCGCAAGUUGUCUAUGUGCCUUGGAAUGAGGUUGUGAUUAUCGACGAGGUGGUGAUGACGACGUCAGACGAGAAGGGCGGUAUGGGGAGCCCCCAGGCCUGCUUGGCCCACGACUACGAUGCUAUGAAGCCGGUAGUGCUCGCCACCUGGAAACAUGGCUUCCAGGGUGCAUGUCCUGACAAAAGCGCGAUACUGGCUGAAUCACAGGUGGUCCAAGAAAGUCUACAGAUACCUGGCACCGGAUUGAACCUAGUCUACCACAGUUCAAGAGCAGCCGGGUACCUCUCCACAAUACAACUGCAGUUAACUCCUGAGAAAAUGCCACCGACCUUAUCUCUAAUACAUUUAAGGAUCACUAUUGAAGGCAUACUGUUCGAGAAGACUUUCGAAGCUGAUCCUGUUAUAAAGUUCACCUAUCCAUGGAAUAGAUUGAAUGUAUAUAGACAAAGGGUGUACGGAGUUACCACUGCGUUGGUAAAGGUUGGUUACCAAUACACGGACUGUAAGGAUAUAAUUUGGAAUGUCCAGACGACCAAGUUGAGUGGGCACGACAUGAGCAUAUCGGACGUUGGUGGAUGGAAUUUGGAUAUUCAUCACAGAUAUAAUUUCCAUGAAGGUAUCCUCCAAAAGGGCGACGGAACAAACAUCUACCUGAAACACAAGCCCCGUCUCAUCAUCACAACCAUGGGCGAUGGAAGACAGCGAGCUCUGGAAUGUGGUGCUGGUGCUGACUGCAGCGGACCAGCUUCACGACAGCGUUUGCUGGCUCCGGUGGCGCUGGCUGCUGCUCCUGAUGGCUCCAUCUUCGUCGGAGACUUCAAUCUGGUGCGGAAAAUCAACACGGAUGGCACAGUGCGGACAGUGGUCAAGUUGAAUGCCACUCGAGUCUCCUACCGAUACCACAUGGCCCUGUCUCCCCUGGAUGGUACACUUUAUAUCUCGGACCCAGAAUCCCACCAAAUCAUCAAAGUUCGCAACACUGACGAGUACAGUGACCCCGAACACAACUGGGAGACAGUCGUCGGUUCUGGUGAGAGGUGUCUCCCUGGUGAUGAAGCACACUGCGGUGAUGGUGCAUUAGCAAGAGAUGCCAAACUCGCUUAUCCAAAAGGCGUCGCUGUGUCAAUAGACAAUGUCCUUUACUUCGCUGAUGGAACAAACAUUCGUAUGGUAGACAGAGACGGCAUUAUAACCACCGUUAUUGGCAAUCACAUGCAUAGAGCUCAUUGGAAACCGAUCCCGUGCGAAGGUACUUUAAGUGUCGAGGAAGUGCACUUACGAUGGCCCACUGAACUCGCUAUCAACCCUCUAGACAACAGUCUCCAUAUAAUUGAUGAUCAUAUGAUCCUGCAAAUGGCACCUGAUGGUCGCGUCAAAGUUAUCGCUGGAAGACCUCUGCAUUGUCCGUCGCCCAUGAGCGGAUAUGACAUGGAACUAGCUACUUAUGCUACAUUAGUUAUGCCACAAAGUAUUGCUUUCGGUGCAGCUGGAGAUCUAUAUGUCGCUGAAAGUGAUUCUCAAAGAAUAAACAGGGUACGCUUGAUCACGACCGACAGCAAGAUAUCUUUGUACGCCGGCGCUGAAUCUAAAUGCAAUUGCUUAGAAAGAGGCUGUGAUUGCUUCGAAGCUGAUCACUUCCUAGCUUCCAACUCUAAAUUCAAUACAAUAUCUGCUGUAAUAGUAAGUCCAGACGGUAUAGUUCACAUUGCCGAUCAAGCCAAUUACAGAAUUAGAUCUGUUAUGGCGAGCAUCCCAGACGCUAGUGGAGCAAGAGAAUAUGAAAUCUAUUCACCGGAUACACAAGAGACAUAUAUUUUUAACAGAUUUGGUCAACAUAUCAUGACAAAGAAUAUUCUGACAGGCGAAAAUAACUACGUUUUCUCGUACACUGUCAAUACUAGCAACGGCAAACUCAGUACUGUAACAGAUGCGGCCGGUAAUAAAGUGUUCCUUCUUAGAGACUAUUCUAGUCUUGUGAAUUCGAUAGAGAAUACAAAGGGCCAGAAAUGCAGAUUGAAGAUGUCUAGGAUGAAAAUGCUACAAGAAUUAAGAACGCCUGAUAACUUCAAUGUUACCUUUGACUAUCACGGUACUACUGGAUUGCUUAAAGCUAAAUAUGACAGCACUGGAAGAAGUUACAUCUAUAAAUAUGAUGAAUUUGGCAGACUAACAUCAGCCGUCACACCAACUGGUAGAAUCAUCAAUCUAACGUUCGAUUUGAGUCUUAAAGGUGCUACAGUGCUUGUCAGUGAAAACAACAGGAAGCCUGUCUCGAUCCUCAUAAAGGGAUCUUCAGUAAGAACAAAAGUAGGAGAGGCUGAAAAGAAAACUAUUAUUUCAACAGACGGCAGUAUUACCUCCAGUUUGCCAUGGGGUCAUGUCAUAUCCACUGACACUGUUCCUUACACUAUAUUAUCGGAAAUUGAUCCCAUUUUAGGAGAAAGCUAUCCAAUACCGGCUAAACAGAGAACGGAAGUAGGCGGUGAUUUAGCGAAUCGUUUUGAAUGGCGAUACUUCCUACGAAGACUUUUAUCAAACAAAGGAAAGAGUAGCAAGGCUGUAGCCCAAAUUGGCAGGAAACUCAGAGUGAAUGGAGAAAAUCUUCUCACUCUCGAAUAUGACAGAGACUCUUCUACUGUAGCCGUGUUCAUGGAUGAUAAGGUCGAACUACUAAAUGUUACAUAUGACAGGACUGCAAGGCCAGUUAAAUGGGGACCGAGGAAUGGUAUAUUUGCAGAAGUUGAACUCGAAUAUGAUAGAUUCAACAGGCUUACUAGAUGGAGUUGGGGAGAUCUAAAUGAAACAUACGGCUUUGAUAGAGCAGGAAGGUUGCACGAAAUCCGUUAUGGCGAUAGUUCAUCUCUAGUUUACUCAUUUAGAGACAUGUUUACUAGUUUACCACUGAAAGUAACAACACCAAGAGGUAGUGACUACCUUCUUGAUUAUGACGAUUCUGGUGCCCUACAAAAUCUCACCACUCCUCGAGGACACAUUCACACGUUCGCCCUUAUGACCUCGCUUGGCUAUUUUAAAUACCAAUAUUUCUCACCAAUGAAUAGACAUCCAUAUGAGAUACUGUAUAAUGAUGAUGGUCAUAUACUAGCAAAGAUAUUCCCACAUCAAUCUGGUAAAAUUCUGUAUGUUUAUGACAGUACUGGCAAAUUAGAAACUAUCCUUGCCGGCGCGUCUGCUAUAAGAUACGUGUACCAUGAAAAUACGCAUCUUGUAAAGAAUGUUGAAAUUACUGAUCCCGAUUAUGAAUUGAAGCAGGAUUACAAAUAUCACGCGGGUAUAUUGAAAGAUGAGAAAAUGAAGUUCAAUUCUAAGAGUGGACUUAAUAAUGCUCAUUUCAAAUACCAGUACGAUGGCAACGCACGUCUUUCAACGAUCGACGCAAAUAUCAACAGUAAAGAAAUGCCACAACUUAGAUUGAAGUAUAACCAGAACCUUGGCAUUCUUGAAGGUGUUAGUGAUUUGAGAAUUUACAGAAAUACUUUCAAUCGAUCAGUGAUGCAAGAUACAAGUAAGCAAUACUUCACCAUAACGGACUACGAUGACCAUGGUAGGAUAAAGACCGUAUUAAUCAAUAUUAAAUCGUUUGAUGUAUUCAGAUUGGAACUCGAAUAUGACGUUAGAAAUAGAAUAAAAACGAAAAAGAUGAUGAUCGGCGACACGUCAUCAAACGAACGAAUUAGCUAUAACUACGAUGGUCAUUUAAUGGAGGUCGUAGGAUCCGAAGACGAUUGGAAAUACGUUUACGAUGAAAACGGUAAUGUAAUUGGUGUCAUAGAACACGGAGAGAAGCGUUACCUUGGCUAUGAUAUCGGAGAUAGAGUUGUUCAGUACGGCGAUAUAGAAUUCAGCAGUUAUGACGGGCGUGGUUUUGUGAUUCGGCGAGGCGAACAAAAAUACAGAUAUAAUUCUCGCGGUCAGUUUGUGCACGCAUUCGAAAGGGAUAAGUUCCAGACGUGGUAUUUUUACGAUGAUAGAAGCAGACUUGUGGCAUGGAAGGACGAGAAGGGUAAUAUUACACAAUUCUUCUAUACCAAUCCACAAACGCCUAACCUAAUAUCACAUAUGCACUAUCCCAAGACAGAGAAGACAGUUCGAUUCUUAUAUGAUCAGAGAGAUUUCUUGACAUGUAUCGAGACGGAAGACCAACGGUUUUACGUCGCUACUGAUCACAACGGCUCGCCUCUAGUUGUCUUUGAUGUUAACGGUGAGAUUGUGAAAGAAAUGAAACGUAGUCCUUUCGGGAAAAUUAUCAAAGACACCAAUCCUGGAUUCUAUGUGCCUGUGGACUUCCACGGUGGUAUAUUUGACUACAACACCAAUCUAGUUUAUCUGGAUAAUAGAUUGUACGAUCCGAUGGUAGGACAAUGGAUGACGCCAAGCUGGGAACACCUUGCGACAAAACUGAGUCUGCCAACAGAUAUCUUUAUAUACAGAUUUAAGAACAAUGACCCAAUAAAUAAGAAUCAGAAUGUCCCGUAUAUGACAAAUUUGGGGAGCUGGUUGCAACUGUAUGGAUAUGAUCUGAAUAAGAUGAUGGGAUCUAAAUAUAUCACUGAUAUGAUCUUCCAACCGAUGACAUCAGUGACCGCCUCUCAGUUGGCCCCAGACUUUGGUGUUAUGUCGGGGCUUCAAUGUAUUAUUGAAAAGGUGAAUGAUAAACUAUCGGAUAUAGAUUUUGUGCCUACUCCAUUACUAAAAAUGGAACCGAUAACAAGGAACUUACUGCCUAGAGUUUCUUACAAGCGCGGUGUCUUCGGUGAAGGUGUUCUCAUCUCGAGGGUCGACGGGAAGGCUUUUAUUAGCGUAGCAGAUGGAGCAAACAGCGUGGUUGAAGAUGUAAUAACAACAGUCUUCAACAAUUCGUACUUCUUGGAUGUACACUUCAGCAUCCAUGAUCAAGAUGUGUUCUAUUUUGUGAAAGAUAACUCACUAAAGAUCAGAGACGAUAUGGAAGAGUUGAGACGGUUGUCAGGCAAAUUCAAUGUGUCGCAAGAUGAAACUAAUGACCAAGGAUUGGAGGUACGUGUACACGCAGUAGGCAAAGGUUCAGCACAAGCAGUCAUAGUGCUGCGGUAUGGGGUCGAUCCAGCUCAGGAGCGCAUCAAACUUCUGAAACACGCUCACAAGCGAGCCGCAGCCCGAGCCUGGGAGAGGGAGAAGGCCCUGGUUGCCGCCGGAUGGGAGGGACGGGGAACCUGGACAGAGGAAGAGAAGGAGGAACUCAUCUCCCAUGGAAUAGUCGACGGAUGGGCGGCCAGGGACGUUCAUUCCGUGUCCAAAUACCCGCAGCUGGCGGACGACCCCGCUAACAUCGUGUUCGUCCGCGACGGCAGAAGAAAAAGGAGAAAGAGCGGCAGAUCACGCCACCGCUCGUGACUUGUCUGAACGUGCCAUAACUCCGCACCUAUUCUCGGAAAGUGAGAAUUAUCAUCUUCUUUCAGGAUGGCAAUUCUCGCGUUCUGAUACUCGGUAGAGUUUUAGUUCUUACUGUUUUUAUAGGACUGAUGUGUUUUCGGAGGUCCGCCCGUAACGGUCUCUGAAUGUGAAGGAAAGGCUCUUGUGAUCGGUGUAGUGCAGAUAUUUGUAUGUAAGGAUUAGGACUGAUGGUAUCGAAGUGAAUGACUUGAUUGACUCUGAAUGAUUUUUAGUGCUACAGCAGAAUCGUUUACGAGCGUGUUUAUAUUUCAUUUUCGUACUUAGCGCG